Ceratotherium simum simum (southern white rhinoceros) is the source of this 2459-nucleotide messenger RNA. The record is from RefSeq and is a predicted model, not a curated record. NCBI's taxonomy places the organism in Eukaryota, Metazoa, Chordata, Mammalia, Perissodactyla, Rhinocerotidae.
CAGCCCUGACUCCUGGGUUCCGGGUCCCGUUCCCCAGAGAGGUAAGUGCGCUGCAGGUGGGCGUGGGGUGCGGGGCUGUCGGGGACGCUGCCGUGGCAGGCGCCUGCCGCGGCUCGCACCUGACCACGAAGUUGAGCCUCGCGGCGCAGUGCCGCAGCUUCGCGAAGCCUGGGCCAGCUGGGGCGCGGAGCCGGAGCGGAGCACCCUCGGAGGCCGGAGCAGCUGGGCCUGCGGAGCCUCCCUCCGUCUACCUCGCUCGCGAGCAGGAGGCUUUCGCUGACUCCCAGCCCACGGCGUCGCCGUGACCCCCUAGGCUCACCCUGUAGCUCCUGGCGAGAUGCUCCAGGUUGGUCUAAGCAAGAUGCGGGAGAGUUGGUGCGGGCUAACUGUAUGACAACUGGAACUUUUCCUAGGGGUUCCUGGCAGCCUGUUAGGUCGUAUUGCGCAUUUCCUCUGAGACCUCGUGUGCUUAUCGCUGAAAUAAAAGCAGUAUUUCCCCCGAUUUCCUUUUAGGACGUUAUGGCUUUUCUGCUUUGCAAGACAGUUCAAGAAAUUGGCGGAAAGACAAACUCUUCCCACUCCCAAGGACUGUGUUGUCUUUAGGUGUUUGGGGUCAGGGCUAGCGAAUCAGAAGGCCCUGUCUUCAUCGUGUCCUCUCCAACAUCCUCAGAGGAGCUUCCUUUCUAGCAUCUUUCUAGCAUUUUCCAGGGCCAUGAUCCCGAAGGUUUGAGUUGUUUACAAGGAAAGAGAAGCUGUCUCCUGAGCCCCAAAAUGGCGGCUAAGAUGGAGAUAACUUUGAGCUCGCAGUCCCACAUUCAGGCUUCCUCCAAGCAAGAGAGACACAUAAUAACAAAGCUAGAAGAGAAACGGGGGCCUGCUCUUCAAAAAGACUGCCCUGAUCCUGAGCUGUCUCGCCAGAGCUUUAGACGGUUUUGUUAUCAAGAGGUGUCUGGACCCCAAGAGGCACUCUCCCAGCUUCGACAGCUCUGCCAUCAGUGGCUGCAGCCCGAGGUGCACACCAAGGAGCAGAUUUUGGAGCUGCUGGUGCUGGAACAGUUUCUGAACAUCCUCCCUCCGGAGAUCCAGGCUCGGGUCAGGCAUCAAUGUCCAAUGAGCAGCAAGGAGAUUGUGACCCUGGUAGAAGAUUUUCACAGAGCAGCCAAGAGACCAAAGCAGUGGGUGGCCGUUUGUAUGCAGGGGCAGAAGGUGCUCCUGGAGAAAACUGGAUCUCAGCUUGGAGAACAGGAACUGCCAAACUUUCAACUGCAAACUCCUAGGAGAUAUCCCAGAGAGAGCUCACUGGAGGAGCCUUCACAGGCAGGAUCUCAGGACCAGCUGAGCCCUGAUCAUUGGGAAAAAUCCCCACUCCUUCGGGAACCAACCCCCAAAUUGGUUGGAACAGAGGCCACCAGAAUGAAAAGUGACAACAAGGAAAACCCGCAACAGGAGGGGGCUAAAGGAGCAAAGCCCUGUGCAUUGUCAGCUGGCAGAGCCAAAGGGAAUGGUCUCCAGAGUCCUGAACCGAGAGGGACGAAUAUGAAUGAACCCCGCUUGUCACGGAGGCAGGUCAGCCCUCCAAAUGCCCAAAAGCCGUUUGCUCACUACCAGAGACAUUGCAGGGAACUGGAAUACAUCAGUAGCCCCCUAAAGAGCCACACACUGAGAGAGCUGAGGAAAGGCAAAGGAAGUAAAAGAAGUCUGAGCAGUCAUGUGCAACGUCUUGGCCACCAGCUGACCCGCUCAGUAAGGAAACCUUACAAAUGUGAUGACUGUGGGAAAAGCUUCACAUGGAAUUCAGAGCUGAAAAGACACAAGCGAGUCCACACGGGGGAGAGACCCUACACGUGCGGCGAGUGUGGAAACUGCUUUGGGCGGCAGUCAACCCUGAAACUGCACCAGAGGAUCCACACUGGAGAGAAACCGUACCAGUGUGGCCAGUGUGGGAAAAGCUUUCGCCAGAGCUCAAACCUUCACCAGCAUCACAGACUCCACCACGGGGAGUGAAAGCAGAGCUUCGUGCUUUCUGUUCAGAAGGAAGGCGUUUGUAUUUCUCCUUCCCCUUACUUGCAUGUAAAUCACAAAGACUGCCUGCGUGACCUACAAGGAAAGCAAGCAGUCCGUGAGGAAUGAUGGUAGACAUUUGGCUGGUGAGGGGUCCCAGAAGAAGCUGACCAAGGACCUGACCAUGCACAGUGACAGGGUGAAGAGAUCCAGGUCUGGGUGUUGGGUCACAGAGAACCCAGGGUCUCAGUUGGAGAGUGGGGUGUAACUACUGAGGGAGAAUCAGGACGAUCCUGCCGGUGCCCCACCUUGAUGUUAAAUCUUCCCUCUGCUGCUUUAUUUAUCCUCUAAAUGUGUUCUGGGGUAAAUUCUAUAGUUAUGCAUUGGCUGUCAUACCAGAUAAUCUUUAUCUCACACACACUUCUUUAAUAAAGAUGAGUGAUCCACAAGAAUUUCAA